Meriones unguiculatus (Mongolian gerbil) is the source of this 2943-nucleotide messenger RNA. RefSeq names its product retrotransposon Gag like 4 (gene Rtl4). The record is from RefSeq and is a predicted model, not a curated record. The transcript has a single exon. Gene Ontology annotation, molecular function: zinc ion binding; nucleic acid binding. NCBI's taxonomy places the organism in Eukaryota, Metazoa, Chordata, Mammalia, Rodentia, Muridae. The coding region runs from base 235 to 1125 and encodes 296 amino acids.
AUCCGAAUGUGUAGAACACUGCUAUUCACCAUGAAGAAACAGUGAUGAACAGAAGAUAACAUUUUUGUAGCAUCUCUUCAGCUCAACUCUCAGCAUUCUAUAGUGACAUUGAACAACUCUUUCCUGCUUGUCUAUGAUACCAUCUUUUCUGAUCCCAAAACAAACCACUGCCUGUUCCUUGGUUGAUACUGGUACUGAAUUUCUAUUCCGUUCUAUAUAGCUCCAGGAAACACAAUGGAGAAAUUCACAGAAUCACCCCCGACCUUGAGAGGAGACAAUCUGAUUCUGCAGCCACAAAUGCAGCAUCUGACUGAUAAUGAUCCCACUUUAAGAGGGCAAGUUGUACCAAUCCUGAGUACCCCAGUGAUGUCUGUGCCAUACUCAGGGGAUCAUCUUCCUCAAUUUUGUGGUAACCCAACCAGUGUCACAGGUUUCUUUGCUCAGGUGGCUGCUUAUUUGACAGCUCUGGAGAUUUCUAAUCCUGCAGAUGAUGCCCGAGUCAAGCACUUUUUUGAUUACCUAUCCCAGCAGAUGCAAAGUUGUGACAUUAUAUCUGAGUCUAACCGGAGGAACCUAUUGAAGCAAUAUGAGAAGUUUGUUCAUGAGUUCCAGCAGUCAUUAGUUAAACCUGCAAAACAAGAAAUGACUCCUCCAAUGAAUGUUAAGAUUGACAAGAGAGACAACUCUCAGCAGGAUGCUACUUUCCAAGUUCUUGAUCAAAAUCUGAGUUGUAGUGAGACCAUUCAGGGCAAUCCAUUCCAAAUGGGACAGUCUGGGCCUACUCAUGAUGAAGAAAUCACAGAUAUAAUAGGAAACCUACCAGAUUUGAUCACUCAAUGCAUUCAUCUGGACAAAAAACACAAAGACAGGCCAGAGCUCCUACAGUCAGAAUGUCACCUACCAAUGUUUGCAUCUACAAACCAUCACGAAUCCUCCCUCAUCCCUGUAAGUCCACUACCCAAGGAUGAGCCCAAACAAUUUCAGGGAGCCCAAAUUCCCAUCACUCCAGCUAAAAGAGCCCUCCAGCAAGAAACUCAGUUAUGUCUCCAUUGUAACCAGGCUGGUCACUUCACAAGAGAUUGCCUUGCUAAACGUUCUCGAACUCCAGCAAGAAGAAAAAUGUAAGUUGCUAGUAAAAGGAGGAAGAAAAUUACUUUUAAAAUUCAUACCCUUCUCACCAUUGGCCUUAGUGAUUUAUAAACUUUCAUGAACUUCAAAAUGCAAAUGAGUUGCUGUGGCAUUGCUUUAAAAACAACCAUGAACAUUUACAUCUCCAGAAAUUUAAACUACCAGACUUUUUAGUUGGAGGAUAGCCCCUCACCCAAUUUGACAUAACAAAAAUGAUGAAGAUAAUAAAACUUUAUUACAGUUGGGACCAAUCCUUCAGAGUUCUGACAGUUUGCAGACAAGACUCUCUCCAGUCUGAGAAAGGAAAAAAAAAAACUGAUAAUAUACUGAAAUUCACAUCUCUAUCAAUGGAUGAAAUCUUGGUUGAUUCUACUGGCCCAAGUCCCAUAGCUUGUGUGCCUAGGACUGAGCCCAGAGCUUUUAUCCUCUUUACUGAUCUGUCUCUUAGUGACUUAUUUUUUCAGGUCCUCUGCUUGCAAUCAUAGUGGCAUCACCAUAUCCAAGAAUAUCCUUGUCAUCAAGAGACCAGAAUCUGGAUGUUAUUCUACCUAGUAAUCAGAUUCUAAUGUCAAUACAAGUGAAUCAUCCUGGAACUAAAUCUCUGCCACUCUUCUAUACAGCUUUGUAUUUUGAUGCCAUUGAAAGACUCCUGAUUACCCUGCCUACCUGAACUUCUUGGCUCUUGGCAAACCAAAUUAUAUGGUCAUUUAAACUGAAUACUACUUGAUUACCGGCAACUUUCUUGAGGAAUUUGGCAGGUAACAUACAUUAAGCUGCCAAUCCAAGCUUAGUCAUAUCUAUACUCAUGUUCCUAUUUUAGGUUUGAACAUAUAUAUGGCUAAGUCUAAUGGUUUAGAAAAAUGACCAAGUAAGUUAUUUAAAGACAUCUGUUUAAAGUGCCCUGUUCUUGUUGCCUGAGCAGAAACAAAUCCCUAUUCAGGACUGGCUUUCCAACUUGCAGUAGUUCCUGACUCUCUAGUUCUCACUAUUUAAGACCACUGUCAGUUGCUACCAAACAAUACUCUUAUACACUGCCUAUGGGUGUUAUCAUCUAAUCGAGAACCUUGGAAAGCAAUGGGACGACAGAAAUUUUGGAACCAACUGAUCUCCAAACUUUUGUGCACCUAUGUUAACAUCCACCAGGCACAAAACUCAAGAACUAGAGUAUAUUUUUGCUUGUCUGAUAUUUUUGGCACACAUCUAUGUAUAAAUAGGUGAUGUAGAUGAUGUUUCUGCAAAAGAAAUGGGAAUAUGUGCUAGAAAGGCACAACUUCUUAAAAAUGUAAACAACUAGUAUUUAUCAGUAUUUGCUGGUAAUAACCAGUUCUUCGUUCAUUGCUUAAAGAUGUAAACAACUAGUAUUUAUCAGUAUUUGCUGGUAAUAACCAGUUCUUCGUUCAUUGCUUAAAGAUCAGACAUUGCAUAUCCUUAGUAGCUAUCAAGGUCUCUCAGAACAUGAAGUGCCAUUGUACUUCUUCAGUCUUGUUCCUGGAGAUUUGUGCUUAGUUUUCAAUAUUUAAUCCCAGAGAGGACCUUACUUCUUCUUUUAGCACCAGAAAUAUCUCUUCAUCCAUCAGUGCCUCACUAACCACUGUGCCAAUCUCUACUUACAUUCACAAGCAGUUAAUUCCUUUGUCAGUAGCUUGCAAUAUAUACACAUUAUUCCAUAAACUGUCAUAAUAAGGAGAUCUGAACACACAUAUUCUGAAUAUGUUAAGAAAUCCCCACUGCAGUAUUGAGAUUGUCUGAAAAACUUUAUCAAGUAGAGCUAUUUCAAUGUUGAUUGAUUCUGGGUUUUCCAUAAAUAAUCCUCAU